AUGUCCCUUACAGCAGCUGAGGAGGGCUCGCAGUCGAUCUACGUCUUGCUCACUGAUCGCUUUGUCCGAACGGACGGUUUGAAUACUGCUGCCUGUGAUACCGAUGUUAGAUUGGACUACAUCCAAGGAAUGGGAUUCACAGCCAUUUGGAUCACUCUCAUGACCGGUCAAUUGACCGAGGACACCAAGUACGGAGAGGCAUAUCAUGGAUACUGGCAGCAGGAUAUCGAGGCUCUUGACUCAAACCACGGAACUCCAGACGAUCUCAAGGCCCUCGCCGUGGCUUUGCAUAAAUGCGCCAUGUAUCUCAUGCCCGAUGUUGUAGCAAACUACUUGGGCAGUCUGAUCUCCAACACCAACACCAUCGCCAAGCAGAAGGGUGAUGACGGCUCGCAGGCAAUCACGGUCCUAACCAAUCUCGGUGUAGGAGGUAAGGAGUACUCGCUUUCGAUUCCUGAUACUGGAUUCAAGGCUGGUGAUAAGUUGACGAGGUUAUCUCCUGCGCCAGUGUUACUGUUGCUGAGGAUGGGGAGGUUCCUGUUCCUAUGGCGAAGAACCGAGGAUUUCGUUGCCCACUAA
This is a messenger RNA of Penicillium robsamsonii, 579 nucleotides long. RefSeq lists its product as uncharacterized. NCBI's taxonomy places the organism in Eukaryota, Fungi, Ascomycota, Eurotiomycetes, Eurotiales, Aspergillaceae. The transcript has 5 exons. Gene Ontology annotation, molecular function: calcium ion binding; alpha-amylase activity. The record is from RefSeq and is a predicted model, not a curated record. Bases 1 to 579 code for a protein of 192 amino acids. Gene Ontology annotation, biological process: carbohydrate catabolic process.